Molecule: messenger RNA, 4852 nt
Organism: Pseudopodoces humilis (Tibetan ground-tit)
Lineage: Eukaryota; Metazoa; Chordata; Aves; Passeriformes; Paridae
Gene: PAQR8
Product: progestin and adipoQ receptor family member 8
Biological process (GO): response to steroid hormone
Cellular component (GO): plasma membrane
Molecular function (GO): steroid binding; nuclear steroid receptor activity
Source: RefSeq, a predicted model, not a curated record
CGGAGAGUGCGGGACGGGAGCGCGGACACUGAGAGCGGGAGGGCAGGAAGACGACGUUCCCUGGUGUGGGGCUGAAGGCAGCGGGAUGACAGCCAUCCUGGAGCGGCUCAGCACGCUGUCCCUCAGCGGGCAGCACCUCAGCCGGCUGCCCCGGCUGCUGGAGGAUGGCUUCCCCAAGAUGCCCUGCACGGUGAAGGAGUGCGAGGUGCCGCAGCUCUUCCGUGAGCCCUACAUCCACAGCGGGUACCGCCCCACCGGCCAGGACUGGCGCUACUACUUCCUCAGCCUCUUCCAGAAGCACAACGAGGUGGUCAACGUGUGGACUCAUCUCCUGGCUGCGCUGGCCGUGCUGCUGAGGUUCAAGACGUUUGUGGAGGCCGAGCAGUUGCCUGUGGAUGUGUGGUCCUUGCCGUUGCUCAUCUUUGUCCUCUCCUCUGUCACCUACCUGACCUGCAGCCUCUUGGCGCACCUGCUGCAGUCCAAGUCGGAGCUGUACCACUACACCUUCUACUUCAUGGACUAUGUUGGAGUCAGCAUCUACCAGUAUGGCAGUGCCCUGGCUCAUUUCUACUACAGCUCUGACCAAGCCUGGUACGACAAGUUCUGGCUUUUCUUCCUGCCAGCAGCAGCUUUCUGUGGCUGGUUGUCCUGUGCCGGCUGCUGCUAUGCCAAAUACCGGUACCGACGGCCUUACCCCAUCAUGAGGAAGAUGUGCCAGGUGAUCCCAGCAGGGCUGGCUUUCAUCCUGGAUAUCAGUCCCGUGGCUCACCGGGUGGUCGUGUGUCACCUGGGGGGCUGUCAGGAAGAUGCUGCUUGGUACCACACGUACCAGAUACUGUUUUUCCUUGUCAGUGCUUAUUUCUUUUCCUGCCCCGUCCCUGAGAAAUACUUCCCUGGCUCCUGUGAUAUUGUUGGCCACGCCCACCAGAUCUUCCACACCUUCCUGGCCAUCUGCACCCUGUCGCAGCUGGAGGCCAUUCUUUUGGAUUACAAGAACAGGCAGGAGAUUUUCCUGAAGAGACAUGGGCCUUUCACGGUUUAUCUGUCCUGCAUCUCUUUUUUCGGCUUGGUGGCCUGUAGUGCCAUCACAGCUUACAUCCUGCAACGCAGGAUCAAGGCCAGCCUGGCUAAAAAGGACUCCUGAGAGUCAUGGACGUGACAGGCAUGACAUCACCAGAGAAAAUCAAGAAAAGGGGGCAUAACAUACUAGAGACAUGACUGUCUUACUUGCCUAACAUGCCAUGACUAACCAGGACCUCGGACUCAGAUGGAAGGCUGGACACUUCAUGCUGGAUGCAUUUUCACAGCAGGAAUUGCCUUUUGCCAUCCGGGUGGGGGGGGGGACAUGGAGUGUUUUAAGCCAGAACAAGUCACUGAACCAAGGAUGCUGGAAUAGGCAGAGGUUCCUUGUUCAUUCUGGUAGAGCUGCGGGUGAGACCUUACUGAAGGUCAGGGAGGGCAGCCUGGAGGCUGGGGGGCUAUAGAAGGGUGUGCCAGGGCUCACAACACCAUGAGGACCACAGCUGGAUGUGAUGACCUCUCUGGGUUUUGCUAUAUCUACAUGAGAACUGUUCCUAUCAAAGGCACUAGGAAGGUUUUGGGAAGUCUGUGUUUCUAGGGUUUGGAUGUGAGGGCAUGUGUGGCACAGUGGCUGCUAGAAUCCUUUUCCUGUUCCAGCCAGGUUCUGUCUGCACUCCCCUUGUCAAGUGUGUCAAUGCCAGGUCACUUAGAUGGCUUUGGGAAAACAUCUUUGGAGAUCCAGGCUUGACCUGGGGUCCUCUGGGACAAACUGGGUCUGUGUCACCUGUCUAGGGAGUCUGACCAACCUCUAGCAACAUCCAUGAAAUAUGGAAUUACUUGGAUGUGACCUGUUUGAUACAGGAAAGGCUCUGCUCCUCCAACACCACCACUGUGAUCACAGCCAAAAGGGUGUGAAGGUGAAGGAGUCUUUAUUCCCCUCUUGAUGAGCAUCCUUGGUGAGCAUUGUGGGAAAGCUGACCUUGAAGCUGCAGGGUUGCUGUUCUGUGACCAGUGAGGUUGUGACUGGCAUGUUUUUAUCAGUACUAGAUGAAGGUGGAACAGCAAAAGGCCAGGAGCAGGGUGACAGCAUCAGGGUCCUGCACCUCAGCAUGGGUUUGUCCUUGGUGAUUCCUGUGUGGAGUAGAAAGGAUAGUGAUCAGGGUCACUUAGUGUCCACUGGUCACUCCUAUCCAAGGUAACAAAGGCUGGAUUACUGUGUCCCUCACUAGAAGAAUCUAUUCUGUGCUUGCCUUGGGGGAAUAUUGAACAUGGAACCACCAAGGAGGUUUAAAUCUUUGCUGAAACCAAGGAAUCCAUGGGAUCUAUCUCAGCCACAGAUUUGUCUCACUGAACCCAAGGGCAGGCAAAUGAAUUGUGAUUGCUGGUUCUGAGCAGGCAGAAUGUAGGGUUGGGGGGAUAUGGUUGGUGAGGACAAGCACUGAUUUCUACACUUCAUCUGUGUUCUAGCUCUUGAGGUAUGCAUGUUCCAUGUGUGUGCAUGGGAUUUGUUAUCCGGAAAGGCUUUGCCUUGGGAUUUUAUAUCUGCAGAGCCUCCUGGUUGGGUUAAGAUUAACCUGAAGGAAACAGUGCUGUCCUGCUGGAGGAGCAAGGUGGGCCAGAUUUGUUAAUGGGUGAUGGAAAACCUGUAAAUAGGUACUUUGCUGGUCCUGUGUUUAGUAGGUAAAUUUGGAACUCAUGGCCCUAUAGAAAAUUAAAUACAAAGGGAGAGGAAAGUAAGUUUGGAGUAUAGGAGAAGAAAUCAUAGGAAAGCCUUCAGGAGGUCAUCAAGUCCACCCUUUCUCAUCAGUCCUGGCCUCAGAGCUUAGAAAUUAAUUACUUAAUUUCAUAGGGUGUUUUUGAUGGUACAGAUGGUACAGCCAUGCUGACUUAGCAGAAAAUCUGACUUAGGGGAGAUGCCAAGCAGGGGUUGUCCCACUUGCACCUCACUGAACCUCUUCCCAUGCACAGAAGCUCAUCUGGCCACGGAGCAAGCCAGCACUGGGAGAGGCAGCAUUGGGAAACCAAUCCCACUGAAAAAAUGUCAGUAAUUUUCAGCUGGUUUUAACUCUGAGCCAGCUCACUUGGACAAUGCAGCUGCUGGCAGGGAAGGGCUGGAGUGGAGGCCAGCAGCAGUUCUUCCUUGCAUGGCAGCUGGCUGCUCAACUCACUCAGCUGCACCGGUGGACUACUCCCUCCAUGGGCUCUGGCUUUGCUUGUGGGUCUCCUCCCAGUCUGAGGAAAGGCUUCCAGUGGGAGCAGCUUUUUCUCACAGCCUAAUUUGCCUUGGUUUUGUGGUAGAUAGGGAAGAACAAGGCACUGGGUGUGGAACUGACUGGAUGGUAUUAGUGAGUUCCUGUGCAGAAACAGAGGUAAAUCAGGCUGGUCCAGAGCUCAUUUCUGGUAUAAAAUGGAGAAGGAUUAGGCAUGGCUCAUAACAGCAAACCUGCUCUGCUGCUACCUGGAGUUAUACUGGUUAUACCAAAGGAAGGGAUCGCCCAGGGGUCCCCUCCUCUGAGGGUUUGAAAACAGAUGGCAUGCCCUGCCCUUGUUGAAAGAGGGUGAGUACGGUAAUGCCAUCUCGUUCAGGGACAGGCAGAGGAGCCCACAUGGCUCUUCCAAGCUACUUUUGGUCGUAUCUUCUCCUCCCUGGCUGAACAGAAGUGACAACAGAAGUGACACUUCUCUGGAGCAGUGGUGUGACAGUGGAGGUGUUUUUGCACACUCCCAUGUUUCCCCUCAGGUGAAGCUGCUCCCAUCUCGGCGUGGCCCUGCACUCCCACCUGGAGCUGACCUCCUGGUUACGAUGAUGGGUGGAGUGAGCGGGGAUGUACAACACAGAUCUGUGCUGCUGUGAGGAUGUGCCCUUGUGUCACAAGAGGCUCACCAACACUGGAGCUUCCUUCAUCCCUGUCUCCAUCCUCCUCCUCUUCCUCCAACCAGCUUCUUUCCUUCCUUCAUCCCCAGACUUUAUCCUUGUGCCUUAUGGACCUGGCUGCCUUCCUGGGCAGACUCCACAUGCCGCAGUCUGCUGGAUCUCAGCUGGAAAGUGGCAGUGGAAGCUUUGCCAGUGAUCCAGAGGAGAUCAGGGCUGUAUCUGGAAAGAGCCAAAGUGCUGCUGUGAUAAAUGCUCAGUUUGUCUGAGCCCCCCAGGACCUUCUCCUUGGGCUCACUGCUUGGAGCAGGUCUCCUCCAUCCCGGUGUUCCUAAGGAGGCAUGGCUGGGAAGGAUGUACCAGUGGCCAGAGCCGGUGGAGAGCUGACCACCAAAGGAUGAGCGCACCUGAGAUCCCAAAGGGACCGAGGUCACAGUCCUCUCCCUCAGGAAUCUCUAGUCCUGAGGUAGUAUUCCUGCAGAUCUUGCAAACCAGGACAGAUCCUGAGAAUUCAUCACAAUGUGCCUUGUGCUAUUCCGUUUGGGGAUUAAUCUUGAAGGAACCUGAGGGUCAAGGGCAGCCUCUUCGCUGUCUGCUGGUCCAUGGUUGCUCUUAACUGCCAAUUCCCACUGACAGGAUUUGCUCAGUGUACAGAACAGGAGGAGAGGAUGGAGACAGGUGCUUUAAAUUUGUAUUUAUGUCUAAUUUGUGUAACGAGGCAAGGACGGGUUCCUCAUGUGCCUUGCAAUUUACAUCUUUUACUGACAAGAUUAUUUUUAAGCACUGUUUGUUACUAAACAGAAAUACAAAAGAGUUUGUAUUUUUUUUUCCUUUGGGAAACAGGGAAGGAUAUGAGUGUUCCUUAUUAACUAUCCCCUUCCCAACUCCCAUCUGCUGACUUUGUAUUGUUGAAAACAUUGACAAUAUUUUAAGCUUUGUACUGUACUGAUCUUUAUUUAA